Mycena indigotica is the source of this 663-nucleotide messenger RNA. Its product is annotated as DNA-directed RNA polymerase III subunit. The transcript has 6 exons. Gene Ontology annotation, biological process: transcription by RNA polymerase III. The coding region runs from base 28 to 663 and encodes 211 amino acids. The record is from RefSeq and is a predicted model, not a curated record. Gene Ontology annotation, cellular component: RNA polymerase III complex. Lineage: Eukaryota; Fungi; Basidiomycota; Agaricomycetes; Agaricales; Mycenaceae.
ACACGGACAACAACAGCAGCCUCAGAUAUGGCUGGACGCGGGAGGGGAGGUUGGGGCCGUGGUAGAGGCAGAGGCGCCGCGCCGCCGCCUCUGGGUCUCACCCAUGCGGAUUUGCAAAACUUGUCCAUCGAAGAGACUCCCCUCUAUCCCGCAAUGAUUCCUCCAGUCCUCAGCGACAUCACGGAGGACGAGAAGAAAAUAGCGGCGUACCAAACUAGCUUUGCAGACCGCCUGCGCAAAUCCGCCUACUACAUUGUCGAGUCAACAAAAUCAAGCGAUCUACCGCGUUAUAGUGACAAAUACCGUCCCUCCGCUGCUAGCCAUCCUUCACUCAAGAAAAAAGAUCUACACGCGCCAUAUUUCCCUCCAGAUGUCUUCGACGGUUACUUUAACCCCAGGAAAAAGCGCAAGACCGCACCCAAACUCACAAGCACCACAAAGCCUCUCAAUAUAGACGACAUCGCAGACGAGGAAGAAAAUGAAAACGCGUCAAACGGCUCAGAUGCCGGGUCUCAGGCGCCAUCGGACUACGAUGUGGACGAGGAGUACGACAACGACUAUGCCGAAAACUACUUUGACAACGGGGAGGCUGAUGACAACGACGAUCUCGGAGGUGGGGGCGGCGAUGAGGGUGGUGGUGGUGGUGGAGGCGAUUACGAUUAA